CUGGUAUCCAAGAUAAUUUCGUUUCUUUUUCGUCAUUAUGGGUGUUACAUGUCUGGUGCGAUGGAAGAAUGCGACUGGAAUGCGUGACUUUACGUACAUUGCUGAACAUGUCACGAAAACGCUUCAUGGCAAAAAUACAGGACCUUGGUCUCUUUCCUUUAAAGUGUUUCGAGACAUCAACUCACAAGGGAUGCAACAGCAGCAAGCACCUCCACCCACACCGUCAUCAACAACAACAACAACAAAUACAACAACAACAACAACAACAUCAUCGUCACAACCCACACCCGCAUCGUCAUCACAGCCACCACCGUCCUUAAAAUCACAACCCGCUUCCUCGCAUGCGUAUACCAAAGAGAGCAAACUACUGUAUCAGGUCUCUUUAGCACAACAACCCAAACACGUCUAUUGUAUGGUGGAGGGCAGUGUGGUGAUUGAGGCAGAAAAGGAGCUGGAACUGAUUCUGUUACGAUUAAAGAAUCUAUGGCAGUUGAGACAGAGCGUGACCAUUGAAGGGACCAGUUAUGACAUUGGCGACUUUACAUUGAGAGUAGCCAAUAUUUUACUAGGAUCGACUUACAAAGGCUUACUAUUAGAAAUUGAAUAUCAUCCAUGUUCCACGCCGAAUAGGACGCGUCAGUUAUUGGAAGAGUUUAUCGCAUCGAUUGUACCCUCUUCAGCACAAUUAUCCUGCGAAUAUGAAUACAACUUUGAACAAGUAGGACUGAGUGGUCAUGAAUUCACCAUUGCUCACACCAGUUACCAAUAUAUGCAUCUCUUUAGAAAUGACGGCCUUUUUUAAAACAAUAAAUACCCCCUCACCCUCCCCACGAUCCGAUGAGAAAAGAAAUAAAAAUGCCAAUGGGGUUUUUUUUUUUGUAUCAC
Molecule: messenger RNA, 885 nt
Organism: Mycotypha africana
Lineage: Eukaryota; Fungi; Mucoromycota; Mucoromycetes; Mucorales; Mycotyphaceae
Product: mediator complex, subunit Med20
Exons: 3
Coding region: 38-802 (254 amino acids)
Biological process (GO): regulation of transcription by RNA polymerase II
Cellular component (GO): mediator complex
Molecular function (GO): transcription coactivator activity
Source: RefSeq, a predicted model, not a curated record